Messenger RNA from Manis javanica (Malayan pangolin), 2915 nucleotides. RefSeq names its product glutamate-ammonia ligase (gene GLUL). Gene Ontology annotation, molecular function: glutamine synthetase activity. The record is from RefSeq and is a predicted model, not a curated record. Gene Ontology annotation, cellular component: cytoplasm. Lineage: Eukaryota; Metazoa; Chordata; Mammalia; Pholidota; Manidae.
GCCCUGCAGAGCCGAGAAUGGGAGAACAGUGGGCUGUCUGAGCUGCGUGCCCGGCCGUCUCCUCUCUGCACCUCGCUCUCACCGCCCGCCUGCUCGCCACCCAGAAAGCUCCCGUGCACCGACCAGCGAGAGCCGGAGGACGAGAGGCGCGAACGGCACCCCAAGAGAAGGGCUCAAGAGGGCAACCCCAGCGAUCUGAUUAACCUGUGGCUGGGAACACCUUCCACCAUGGCCACCUCAGCGAGCUCCCACUUAAACAAAGGUGUUAAGCAGGUGUACAUGUCCCUGCCUCAGGGUGAGAAGGUCCAAGCUGUGUACAUCUGGAUUGAUGGUACUGGAGAAGGGCUGCGCUGCAAGACCCGGACCUUGGACUGUGAGCCCAAGUGUAUAGAAGAUUUGCCUGAGUGGAAUUUUGAUGGCUCUAGUACUUAUCAGUCUGAAGGCUCCAACAGUGACAUGUAUCUCGUCCCUGCUGCCAUGUUUCGGGACCCUUUCCGCAAGGACCCCAACAAGCUGGUGUUCUGUGAAGUCUUCAAGUACAACCGAAAGCCUGCAGAGACCAAUUUAAGGCAUACCUGUAAACGGAUAAUGGACAUGGUGAGCAAUCAGCAACCGUGGUUUGGAAUGGAGCAGGAAUACACUCUCAUGGGCACAGAUGGGCACCCUUUUGGUUGGCCUUCCAAUGGCUUCCCUGGGCCCCAGGGUCCAUACUACUGUGGUGUGGGUGCGGACAAAGCCUAUGGCAGGGACAUCGUAGAGGCUCACUACCGGGCCUGUUUGUAUGCUGGCGUCAAGAUUGCAGGGACAAAUGCUGAGGCCAUGCCUGCCCAGUGGGAAUUCCAGAUAGGACCCUGUGAAGGAAUCGACAUGGGAGAUCAUCUCUGGGUGGCCCGUUUCAUCUUACAUUGUGUAUGUGAAGAUUUCGGAGUGAUAGCAACCUUUGAUCCUAAGCCCAUUCCUGGGAACUGGAAUGGUGCAGGCUGCCACACCAACUUCAGCACCAAGGCCAUGCGAGAGGAGAACGGUCUGAAGUACAUUGAAGAGGCCAUCGAGAAACUGAGCAAGCGGCACCAGUACCAUAUCCGAGCCUAUGAUCCCAAGGGGGGCCUGGAUAAUGCCCGGCGCCUAACUGGAUUCCACGAAACCUCCAACAUCAACGACUUUUCUGCCGGUGUGGCCAACCGCAGUGCUAGCAUCCGCAUUCCCAGGACUGUCGGUCAGGAGAGGAAGGGUUACUUUGAAGACCGUCGCCCCUCUGCCAACUGUGACCCCUUUUCGGUGACGGAAGCCCUCAUCCGCACAUGUCUUCUCAACGAAACUGGCGAUGAGCCCUUCCAGUAUAAAAACUAAGUGGACUAGACUUGCAGCCGUCAAACUCCUCCUAAUUCUUCACCCGUUCCCACAUUCUCCCUUCUCAAUUGUCCUAAUAGCUAUAACUCAAAGGGCGGAAUAUCCAGGUCUUUUUUUUAUUCCUCAUGCCCAGUUAAUAUCUCAGUGCUUUGGCCAGAAUAGAGGGGUCAAGUUCUUAAUAUCUUUGCACCCACCCAUCCACCCAUCCAUUUUUUCCUAUCUCUGAAGCUUUCUAAUGCAUUAGAGGGGAAGGGGUUAGGGAAACAUAACCACUGCUUCCAUUUAAUCAGGUGUGUUUGUCCAAUAGGCAUAGCUGUCUGGACAGAGAGCAUAGUAUUUGUGACAGGAGGGCUAGGAUUUUUUCUUGAGGUAGCUGGGGAAGGGGUUGCUGACUUAAACUCUGGUUAGGUUAGGAUUUCCCCUCUUGGUAGAAAGUUCUGUUUCUUACAAGGUUAUAACCAACUUUCUAUUAAAAGUGAGAAUUAGGAGAGAAGGAAGGGUGGGAAUCAGGCCCUUUACUGGUGGGAUCCUUCCCUUGCCUGGAGCUAAAUGCCCUCACCUCAGGUCAAGGUCAGCAUACGAUGGAUUGUCCUACCUUAGAAGAAAAAGUUCUUACUGCUUAGUCCUCCAUUUAUAACACAAAGCAGAGUAGUAUUUUUAUAUUUAAAUGUAAAAACAAAGAAAUUAUAUAUAUGGGUGUGCAGAUACCUGUGUUUUCUUAAGGAGAAAAACCAUUCUUGUCAUUGGGAGCCAAAUUUGAAGCAAAUAGUCUGGUUCGAACUAAGGGUUUUUUGAGCAGGGUUGAGGCAGGUGGUGCUUGAAAAGUUGGCUGUUUGGGGCUGUUAUUCCCUCACUCAAGGGUCUGUGUCCUGCCCAUCCUACUAGAUGGGGGGUAGAACUGGCUGGUUAACAGGUGGGAAGCACGUUCUAGAAAUAGUCACCUGAGCCCUGUGGCUUUAGUUUAAAAGAUACACAUGUACUUGUACACGGGUUUAGAAAUAAGAGUUGGCUGGUCAACUUGAGCAUGUUACUGACAAGGGGGUUAUUGGAGUUAUUUUCUGGUGGGGUUAGCAUGUCACUAAAGCAGGCCUUUUGAUAUAUUAAAAAAAUUUUUUUUAAAGCAAGUUUAGAUUUUAAUCAUAUUUGUAGGGUUCCUAAGUCCUUGUUUUACAGAAUUGCUUGUUUGCUUGAGCUCUCCCUCCCAUCUCUGCUCUUGAGAUGGGGACAGGACUGGAGUCAAAACACUUGUAAUUUUGUUUGUAUCCUGGUGUCUGUUCUCUUGAGUGUACUGUUCCUUUUCCUUUGUUAAGAUCCUUGAGGAGUUUUCUUUCUUUUACAAUAAAAACAAGCCCCACCUUCAUCCUUACAUCAUCUGUACUGUUGCUGCCUGUUUUUGUGUUGGCCGGCUGCGGCAGGCUGGCUGUGGUUUUCUCUUGCCAUGACGACUUCUGAUUGCCACGUACAGUAUGUUCAGCUAGAUAACUCCUCAUUGUAAACAAACUGUUAACUGCCCAGAGCAGCUCUUAUAAACCAACCUAACAUUUAUAAAAUCUUUUCUGACUUGA